CUCUCUAUACAACAACUACCUUGCAAUGAGCAGCAGUAUUGAUAUGAAAUCCAAAUUCAUGCAAGUUUAUGAAACUCUAAAAUUUGAGCUAACUCAUGAUCCUUCUUUUGAGUUUGAUCAUGAUUCUCGUCAAUGGGUCGACCAGAUGCUUGACUACAAUGUACCUAGAGGAAAGCUGAAUCGAGGCCUCUCUGUUGUCGACAGCUAUAAGUUACUUAAAGGAGAAGAACUGACCCAAGAAGAAACUUUUCUUUCAUGUACCCUUGGUUGGUGCAUUGAAUGGCUUCAAGCAUAUUUUCUUGUACUUGAUGACAUUACGGAUGAAUCUCAUACUCGUAGAGGUCAACCCUGUUGGUUCAGAUUACCCAAGGUUGGUAUGAUCGCUGUAAAUGAUGGACUCAUUCUUCGCAAUCAUAUUCCUAGAAUCCUAAAGAAGCAUUUCCGGGAGAAGCCUUACUAUGUGGAUCUAUUGGACCUCUUCAACGAGGUAGAAUUCCAAACAGCUUCUGGACAGAUGAUAGAUUUGAUUACUACACUUGCUGGAGAGAAAGAUCUCUCUAAGUAUUCUUUGUCGAUUCACCGCCGGAUUGCUCAGUACAAAACUGCCUAUUAUUCACUUUACAUUCCAGUUGCGUGUGCACUCCUUAUGUUUGGAGAGAAUCUCGAUGAUUAUGUUCAAGUGAAAGACGUCCUUGUUGAAAUGGGUACUUAUUAUCAAGUUCAGGAUGAUUAUCUUGAUUGCUUUGGUGCUCCUGAGGUGAUUGGCAAGAUUGGAACAGAUAUUGAAGACUUAAAGUGUUCAUGGUUGGUGGUAAAAGCGCUAGAACUUUCCAAUGAAGAACAAAAGAAACUUCUACAUGAGAACUAUGGUAGAAAGGAUCCAACUAGCGUAGUAAAAGUGAAAGAACUUUACCACACUCUUAACCUUCAGGCUGUUUUUGAAGACUACGAGAACACAAUUCAUGAAAAGUUGGUCAAAUCGAUUGAAGCUCACCCAAGCAAAGCAGUACAAGCUGUGUUAGAAUCUUUCUUGGGAAAGAUAUAUAAGAGGCAAAAGUAGCUCUUCUAGUUCCAUAAGAGUACAUGUUGUGUGUAUUUUUCACCAUUGUAUUUUGUUAAUUCAUCACAAUAAAAUACUCAUGAAUUUGCAUUUACAAAAAAGUACAUCACUUGAAACAACAAGCAAAUGUUGGAAGAUGGAAAUGUUUACAGCACCAAAUGAAGUAAUUACAACUUUACAAAAUAAGACUUAAAAAAUAGUAUAAGAAAAAAGUUGCAUCAAGGUUCCAUA
Messenger RNA from Erigeron canadensis, 1291 nucleotides. RefSeq names its product farnesyl pyrophosphate synthase-like. The transcript is spliced from 12 exons. Gene Ontology annotation, molecular function: (2E,6E)-farnesyl diphosphate synthase activity; dimethylallyltranstransferase activity. Gene Ontology annotation, cellular component: cytoplasm. The record is from RefSeq and is a predicted model, not a curated record. Bases 26 to 1060 code for a protein of 344 amino acids. Gene Ontology annotation, biological process: trans, trans-farnesyl diphosphate biosynthetic process. NCBI's taxonomy places the organism in Eukaryota, Viridiplantae, Streptophyta, Magnoliopsida, Asterales, Asteraceae.